Plasmodium fragile is the source of this 1578-nucleotide messenger RNA. RefSeq lists its product as uncharacterized. The record is from RefSeq and is a predicted model, not a curated record. Lineage: Eukaryota; Apicomplexa; Aconoidasida; Haemosporida; Plasmodiidae. Bases 1 to 1578 code for a protein of 525 amino acids. The transcript has a single exon.
AUGGAAGAAGAAAAACCGGACGAAGAUGAGGAAGUUACAGUAGGAAAAAAUAUCAUCCACAACAAUUUCGCAAGCGCAGAAUUUCUGAGCAAUUUUCAAUUUCUGCUUGAUCAUAGCAACCCCUUCUACCACCUCCAUGAUCGCCAUUUUCCUUGUGGACUGAAAAGUGCAUUGGGGGUAGGAAGAAAUGCAGAUGGAGGCAGCACAAUUGGAAGGGGCCACGGGACGAAGAAGCUUCUUAUCCAUUUGGUGCCCUCCAACAAAUCCGAUCUCUACAAGUUCUUGAAGAAGAAAAAAGAGCAAGUACAGAACCUAUAUGGAAAGGACGAAACUUACAAGUAUGAAAGUCACAUAAGUUUGACUGGUUAUUUCUCCUGUGACAACAUCUUUAUUUUCACGAAGAGCCUAUACCUUUAUUUGUUUUAUUAUGUGAAGCUUUACCACUUGUCCAGGAAGCUUUCCGUUCGGGAUUUGUUCUUUUGCAUUCCGUAUCGGGUCGGACGGUCGGCAUGCGAUGGCCGCCGCGCCCUGUGGGGUGAAGAGAGGCCCUGUAGGAAGCAGUGGGCGAGGAGGGAUGCGCAGGACAGGGCGCAAUCGCAGUCGCAUCACCCCCGCUCGCAACCUACGACACGCAACGUUGAGGAAAAACGUAUCCUCACGAACAACGAUGGGUACGUGAUUAUUCCCAUUAUGUGUGAAUGGCUAAAAAGGAUUUUUGAGAAUUUCCAUUUUUUAAUUAAAAACGACAGCUUCGCAUCGUGCAGGAAGCACACCCAGGGUGGUACGGACAAGUCCUCCAGAAGGCACUUGCGCAAGCGUGCGGCGGUUAAGGAGGAGGAUGGCCACUUCGUUGGUGAAAAGGAUAAGCGGUACCGGGUCGAACACGACCAGUCCGAGGACCUGCCAAUGAAGAUACAUUGCCAGGGGAACAACGCUACAGGGGUGAUAAGUCUUCCUGUGCCGGACGAAUGUGUCACAUCAUUUCAAAAUAUCGACACCCCUCUAGCACAUGAUGACGGUGAUGAGUCAGCUUCCCAUUCAUGUAUAAAACGAAGCAAAGCACGGUGCAGUUUGAGCAGUGUUAGUACCUCCUCCAGCAGCGGGGACGUAGGACAGUGUGCCGCGGUCACGCAAGGGGCGAAUAAGUCUCCCGCGUUGAACCCCUCUGUUUGUGAACAGGGGGAUCGAACACGUAGCAGUGGGAUGAGCAGAAGUAAUAUAGGUGUGCGAAGCAAUCGGAGCAGAUGGGGAAAUAGGAUAAAGUACCGCUACAACAACGACAAGGUGCGCUUGCUCGACUGCCGCAUAAAGAACUGCAACCAUAUUUCCCUAGCCUCCAACCGCAAGGAUCAGGGCGUACAAAACCAGAUUGCCCACAUGUACAAAGACAUGAAGUAUCACUUCUCAAACUGCACGUGGGACAUGGUCAUGUACGAGUGCGUGGAGGGGGGACGCAACACGCACAUACGAGGGGACGUCACGGAGAUCGAAAUUGGGAACGCAAGUAAAAACUCCCCACGUGGUAACAACCUCCACUUGAAUGAAAUUUUCCGAUUGAGAAAUUUCGCCAUCUCGUGA